AUGGUUAAAGAUACACGACUCUAUGAUAUGUUACACGUUUCGACGGAUGCAGACGAGUCCCAAAUAAAAAAGGCUUAUCGUGCAUCUGCUUUAAAGUAUCAUCCAGAUAAGGUUAAAAAUGUCAAGGAUGAGGUGGCUCGUCGUAAAAGUACGGAGAUAUUCCAAGAAAUGACCCGUGCUUAUGAGAUAUUGUCUGACAAGCAUCGACGAUUGGAAUACGAUAACUAUGGAGAUGAUGCAUCGAAGUCCAGCAGCGUCACGGAGACAUCGCAGGCUUUUUCCCAACCUGGUCAGAACAUGUUUUCGCAGGCGGAAAUGAUCUUCAAUAAUUUGUUUGGUGAUGAUCUAAGAGGUGGUUUUGGUGGAAGAAGAGGAAUAAGAGUUCCCGGUGGGGCCUCUUCAUUCUUCCAAAAUCCUUUUCCCUCAUUUGGAUUUGGAGGAGAUUUUGCUAACGGUGGUGAUGACUUCAUGAUGGGGGGGAUUUCUGGAAUGUCGCAAAACCAAAACCAACAACAACAACAACGUCGUAAGGGAAGAGAUAUUCGUCAUACUUUGUACUGCGGCGUGGCAGAUUUCUACAAUGGAAGAAAGAUUAUGCUUAGUCUUGCCCGAAAAGUCAUAUGUCCGAAAUGCCAUGGUCUUGGUGGACUCAAAGAGGUGAACUGUAAAGGAUGUGGAGGUUCUGGUGUACAGGUCAGCGAAAGCCGAACUGGGGGAAUGUAUCAACGGUCUUCCAUGACGUGUAAUUUGUGCGGAGGGGCUGGAAAGUAUAUUCCUGAUGAUUGCAUAUGUCCAGAGUGUCAUGGUGCACAGUUAAAAGACAAAAAGGAGAUUCUGGAGGUUGUUAUACCGCGUGGAGUGAGCCCUGGAUAUAAUGUUGUGUUUGAUAAGGGAGCAGAUGAAGGACUAGAUAUCAUUCCGGGAGAUGUGAUUAUAACUAUUCAGGAGGACAACAAAAUGAAGGAUUUUGUUCGUCAUGGAGACGAUCUUCUCACCACAGUGAAAAUACCUUUAUGCAAGGCUAUUUGUGGAGGUAUGGUAGCCAUUAGACAUUUGAACGGCAAGACAUUGAACGUUUAUUUGGGAAGAUCGGAGAUUAAAAGCGGUACAGACGUUAAAGUGAUCAAAAAUAGAGGCAUGCCAAUCACUACAAAUGAACCGGGAAUGUCACGCGAGGUUAUAGGCUACGGAGAUCUUUACGUGAAAUUCGAGGUAGUAUUACCUCAGCCCGGAGAGUUGGAUGAGAGACAAUACGAACAGAUUGGAACAGCAUUGUUGCCAGAUGCUGAGGUACCAGAUAUUGAUGGCUCGACAACAGAGGACGUGGUAUAUACAUCGGAGGUGACAUCCGGAUCUAUUCCUGAUCCAAACAGCUUUCCAUGA
Messenger RNA from Brettanomyces nanus, 1383 nucleotides. RefSeq lists its product as uncharacterized. Bases 1 to 1383 code for a protein of 460 amino acids. Gene Ontology annotation, biological process: protein refolding. Gene Ontology annotation, cellular component: cytoplasm. Lineage: Eukaryota; Fungi; Ascomycota; Pichiomycetes; Pichiales; Pichiaceae. The transcript has a single exon. The record is from RefSeq and is a predicted model, not a curated record. Gene Ontology annotation, molecular function: Hsp70 protein binding.